Molecule: messenger RNA, 2587 nt
Organism: Pieris brassicae (large cabbage white)
Lineage: Eukaryota; Metazoa; Arthropoda; Insecta; Lepidoptera; Pieridae
Gene: Ppcs
Product: phosphopantothenate--cysteine ligase
Exons: 7
Coding region: 328-1269 (313 amino acids)
Biological process (GO): coenzyme A biosynthetic process
Cellular component (GO): nucleus; cytoplasm
Molecular function (GO): phosphopantothenate--cysteine ligase activity
Source: RefSeq, a predicted model, not a curated record
CCAAUCAUAUUAAUAAAAAUCCAAAUGAAGCAUCCGCAAAACUACAGGAAUACCUGGACAAAAUAGGAUUAUAGUUAAAGAAGUGGAGGAUGCAGGCAAGCCCAGCAAAAUCAGUUCAAGUCACAUUCACACUAAGAAAAGAGUGAUAACCGGUGAAUCUGAAAGGAGCUGUUUUGACAAAACAGACUACAGCCAAAUAUUUGGAUGCCAUGCACCUGGACAAACGCUUGACAUGGCAAGACCAUAUAAUAGCAAGAAGGAUCAUGCUAUUGCUAGGCUUUGUAGCAUGAAAAGCUGCAAUCAGUCUGGCUACGCGCUGUAGUGACCAUGAGUGGGUCGUGGGAGGAGUUCUUUGCGACGCACCUGCCUCCCACUGACUUUGAGGAUAACCGCUCCCUGCUCAAGGAGUUCUGUGAACGACAUGACCGACAGGGACACAGGAUUGUAUUGGUUACUUCUGGCGGCACCACAGUACCACUGGAGCAUAACACGGUACGAUUCGUGGACAACUUCAGCGCGGGAAAGCGCGGUUCUGCAUCCGCAGAAUAUUUUCUUGACCAAGGCUACGCGGUAAUCUUUAUGCAUCGUCUGAAGUCGUUAGAGCCCUUCACGAGACACUUCAACGGCCAGAAAUUACUCGACAUGCUCGAGAUGCAAGAUGAAUCCAAUAAUACUACUAUCAGAGUGAAACAGGACAGCGUGUUCGCCUUGGCCCCGGUGCUGUCGCGGUAUCAGGCAGCGCACGCGGCCGGGGCCAUCCUGCACGUGGCCUUCACCACGGUGUCCGAGUACUUCUGGCUGCUGAGGGCCGCCUGCGAGGUGCUGGCCAAGUCCGGCCCCAGGGCCCUGCUGUAUCUGGCCGCCGCCGUCUCGGACUUCUACAUACCCAAGGAUAGCAUCCCCACUCACAAGAUGCAGUCGGAGAGCGGGCCUCCGGUGAUCCAGUUGCAUCUGGUGCCGAAAAUGCUGGCGCCCCUCGUCAACCUCUGGGUGCCCAACGCCUACGUGGUCUCCUUCAAGCUGGAGACUGAGGAGAAUCUGCUCAUUCCUAAAUCGAGGGCCGCUCUGGAGAAGUAUAAGCAUAAGAUGGUGAUAGCCAACAUGCUGCAGAACCGGCACCAGCGAGUCUUGGUCGUGACGAGGGACGCCAACCAGGAGAUCCUACUCUCGAGGGAGGAGCUACUGGCGGGCGCAGACAUCGAGGCGGGGAUAGUCGGCGUGAUAGUGAGCCACCACUCGGACCAUUUGGCGCACUCCGAGGCCCGCUGAGGGCCGCUUCUCCCUCGCAAGAGGCUCUACCUCGUCGACUAGCCGAGACGACGUCAAACGGCUCGAGUUCCAGUUACAGAAGUAGUUUCUGUCAAAUCCGGCGGCACUCCUGCACUCCCGCCGACGUCUUCUAAUAUUCCUUAAACCAUCGGAUCUCACCCCGAUUUAAAAUUAUUCUGCCUUCGGAUUCCACUGAGUGAGGCCAUAUUGUAUUUAAGAUAAAUGUAGCCUGGAAAAUAAUGAAUAGACGUAAAAUUCAGAAUAAUAAUGUAAUAGAUUCAGGGUUAUCUGGUUGUUGCCAUCGCUCGCAAUACUUUAGGUAUAUUCACCAUAUAUUUCCUGACUUCAGAUCAUUGAUUGCAAAAUAUUUUUAUUCUGUAGUUGCUAGAAUCGAACUUCGCCAAAAUCAUUAAAAUAAGACAUCCCUAUUUUAGAUAUCUCCUUUAUUACGGAAUUGCAAAUUCACCCUGACCAUUAGUACUAAACUCGUACAUAUCUUAAAGUUAGAGUAUUUUAUCGAAAUCAAUCAAGAGAAUAAUAUAUGUAUGUAAUUUCACCACAGUAGUUAGUCUGUUAUAAUUCACGUCUAGCCGCGUGUGGUGUGAUAUCUGUGGUUAAUAUGAUUAUUAACUGUCGACCUCUGUUGUGAGCGAUUGACAGAAAUUAAGCAAAAGGUUUGAGCGGGACCACUUUGAGUGCCACUUAAAACAAUAUUCCCGCUUCGCCUCUGCCGUAGCGUAGAGCGAAUAGAAAGUAUUUCAGACCAGUGUAGCAAUUUCAAUAUUAUUCUCCGGAUAAAUUGACGACAAUUGUGUAUAAACAAUUGUCUGUAAACACGAUGUGUUUAAAUUAAACAUAAUCUAUUGUGCCCUAUAGUUGUAAUGUAUAGAUUUUACAUGUUUGUUACGUGUUUAUGAAUAAAAUGUUCUUAAAAAAUUAACGUUAAUGUCUGGGUGCCUGUGUGCUUUCGUAAAUGUUUCUCUCGAUAAUUCAAGUCAGAUCUCUUUCCUAUGUUUGAAAUUAACAUAUCAGUGCGCUAAACGCCUUAGAUCAAUAAGUCCUCGAUAGACUUCGUGAAGAAAAUAUUUUUUUUUUACUUAGUGCUUUUAUUAACCCCGGGUCCGAUAUUCUUGUGGUAUUAUAGCUGUAGUGCAACCCUUCCGAUAUUAAAUUGACGCGUGAAAAAAACUAUGUAAAUGUUACAAUAUAUUGAUUAGUUUUAUAAAUAUAUUUAUUGGAUUUUGAAGGGUAUUUAUAGAUGUUUGUGAUUCUUGUUAAGAAUAAUGUAUGUUCUGAUUAUUAGACAUAGUACAAAUAU